AUGAGAUCUUUUAUUCCACUUCUCCUUGCCCCUCUCGUCCUGGCCCAUCCUAAAAUUCCUACUCCAGGUCCGGAUGGAAAAUACACUCUCAGUGCCCCAGGUAUUGAAGCAAAAUUCAUCGCCUACUCAGCUGCUAUCACCAAUCUCGUCGUCUCAGAUCGCAAUGGUGUGAAAAGAGAUAUCAUUCUCGGUUACGACAAUGCAUCUUUCUAUCCCGUCGACCCCAAUCACCCAGACUACGGAGCUGUUCCAGGUCGAUACGCAAACCGCAUCAAAGACCAUACCUAUGUGGUAGACGGAGAUCGCUUCUUUACUGAGGCUAACGACGGAAAUGGCACGCUUCAUUCAGGUCUCAAUGGUUGGUCGAGACGGACCUGGAACGUAAGCGAGGUUACCAGCAAAAGUAUCACCUUCACCAUCCGCGACGAGGGCAACUCUUCUCAAGGUCUCCCUGGUCUAGUCCUAGGAAAGGUCACACACACCAUCGAAGCCAAUUCGUGGUCCACCAAACUCUACGCUGUGUCAAAAACACAUGACACACCAAUUCUCCUCACCACCCACCCCUACUGGAAUCUCGACGCCUUCCAAAACCCAGCAACAGACCUCGUGCUAAACCACACUCUCAGCCUACCAUUCGGCAAGAGAUUAGUCGGUAUCGACGGCAACACCCAAUCCACCGGUGCCCUCCCCGCCAUUCCAGCAGGCGACAUCAAUGAUUUCUGGAGCAAACCGAAACAACUCGGUGCGAACCAGGGAAAUGCGAAUUGGGUUGGUAACUGUGGAACCAAUUCUGGAUGCUCGGGAUACAACAAUCAAUGGGUUGUUGAUCGUGAUCCGCUUGAUGUGACGGCUUCGAAGCCUGUGGCUAGUCUAUCCAGUGACUUCAGUGGGAUCAAAUGGGAUUUGUACUCGGAUCAGGCGGGUGUGGUUGUGUAUUCUUGUUAUUGGAUGGGUGGUGCAAAUGAGCUUAAAGCUUCUCAGAAGGGUCCAGCUACGAAUGGCUUUGUGAAGAGUAAUGGAUGCGUGGCUGUUGAGCCGCAGGAUUUGAUCGAUGGUAUUAAUCAUCCUGAGUGGGGCAGAAACCAGAUCUAUACUCCUAAGGGGAAGCCGUUUGAGGCUAGUAUUCAGUAUAAGUUUAGUACCUUUUAA
Molecule: messenger RNA, 1149 nt
Organism: Glarea lozoyensis ATCC 20868
Lineage: Eukaryota; Fungi; Ascomycota; Leotiomycetes; Helotiales; Helotiaceae
Product: Galactose mutarotase-like protein
Exons: 2
Coding region: 1-1149 (382 amino acids)
Biological process (GO): glucose metabolic process; beta-D-galactose catabolic process via UDP-galactose, Leloir pathway
Molecular function (GO): carbohydrate binding; aldose 1-epimerase activity
Source: RefSeq, a predicted model, not a curated record